AUGAGAACUCCUCUGGUUUGCUUGCUGGGAGUUCUAGCUCUGCGUGGCCUCACAGAACCGCAAGCAGAGGGUGUGGAGGUCUUGGAGGUGGGGGGUGGGAGAACGGCCUCUAUGAAAAAGAAAAAAGGAAAGAGGUCUUGGCUCAAUCUUUGCGCUGACUAUAUUAAAACUGAGGAGCGUCAUUUUGCGGAGGCUUGUAAAGAACAGUUCCUGUCUGUUGCACGUAAGUGGGACAUCGAGGGCAAGACGACAACCAUUGGGACUGACAGUGCACGCAACAUGGUUGCCGCAAUUCGACUUACACGCUAUGAACACAUGAACUGUGUCGCUCACAUGGUGCAGAGAAGUGUCACAGUGAGUCUUGCUGACAGCGGCUUUGUAAAUGCUUUGGCCAAGGCUCGCAAAGUUGUCGGUCAUUUUAAGCACAGCCCAGCAAAUGCUGCGGAGCUUCAAGCACAACAAGUCAGCCUGGGAAAGAAGCAAGAGCCAUUGAUCCAGGAUAAUCAGGAGCACAAACUCGUUUUGCCGAUCGCAGCAGAGUGGGAUAAACUGCAGAGGCUGGAGACACUUCUAGAGCCAUGCAGGUAUGUAACUGAGCUCCUGGGUGGAGAGGCCUAUGUCUCCUGUUCUGUGGUACUACCUUCUCUCUGCCACUUGCGUCUCAAGAUGGAAGCCUGUGAUGAGGACCCUGCAUAUGUGGUGAGAUUCAAGACCAAGUUCAAGGAGGACCUAGCAUCCCGUCAAGAACAGCUCAACAAUGCAUGGCUCCAGAUUGCUACAGUUUUGGAUCCUCGUUUCAAAGACUUGAAAUGCCUUCCCAAGACAGACAGGGAAAAGGUGUGGACCACACUUGAAGGGAUGCUGCAACAAGAACGCAGCCCUGAGCAGACCCCUGUACUGCAGGAUACAGCUGAAUGUGUCAGCGCUGGACAGGUUUUUAAUGGUUUUGGGCUGAGCAGGGAGGCUCUGACAGUGCUGCUGGAUCUUCUGAGAAGUGCCACAGUCCAGACCCCGGUGUUUCUCUUCUGUCUGGCCAGUGGUGUAUCAUACAGAGUGGUCUCCAGAGUGUUGGACAUGCCUCGGUCCACUGUCCUCCGAGUCACUGAGGAGGUGCUGGCCAUUCACCAAGAGAUUCACCUCCUGAAGACCCCAGAACACCUGGAGGCAGGGCUGGGCUCAAAACUGAUGUUGUUUUUCUGA
Molecule: messenger RNA, 1200 nt
Organism: Onychostoma macrolepis
Lineage: Eukaryota; Metazoa; Chordata; Actinopteri; Cypriniformes; Cyprinidae
Exons: 4
Coding region: 1-1200 (399 amino acids)
Biological process (GO): regulation of transcription by RNA polymerase II
Cellular component (GO): nucleus
Source: RefSeq, a predicted model, not a curated record